This is a messenger RNA of Apodemus sylvaticus (European woodmouse), 3549 nucleotides long. RefSeq names its product inhibitor of nuclear factor kappa B kinase subunit beta (gene Ikbkb). Gene Ontology annotation, cellular component: IkappaB kinase complex; cytoplasm. Gene Ontology annotation, molecular function: IkappaB kinase activity; ATP binding. Gene Ontology annotation, biological process: tumor necrosis factor-mediated signaling pathway; peptidyl-serine phosphorylation; positive regulation of transcription by RNA polymerase II. Lineage: Eukaryota; Metazoa; Chordata; Mammalia; Rodentia; Muridae. The transcript has 22 exons. Bases 137 to 2410 code for a protein of 757 amino acids. The record is from RefSeq and is a predicted model, not a curated record.
GCCCGUGACGUCAGGGCAGGAAGUGUUUGAGGAAGUACCGCUGGGCUGGCUGCGUGGGGACCCCGAGUUUUCAUGUCCUCAGCGGGUGUCGCUGGCGGCCCCGAGGCCCCCGGGGCAGAGUUAGCAGGGCACCGAUAUGAGCUGGUCACCUUCCCUCCCAACCCAGACAUGUGGGGCCUGGGAAAUGAAAGAACGCCUCGGGACCGGGGGAUUUGGAAACGUCAUCCGGUGGCACAAUCAGACGACAGGCGAACAAAUUGCCAUUAAGCAAUGCCGGCAGGAGCUCAGCCCGAAGAACAGAGAUCGCUGGUGCCUGGAGAUCCAGAUCAUGCGAAGGCUGAACCAUCCCAAUGUGGUGGCUGCCCGGGACGUCCCAGAGGGGAUGCAGAACUUGGCCCCCAAUGACUUACCUCUGCUGGCCAUGGAGUACUGCCAAGGAGGAGAUCUCCGAAGAUACUUGAACCAGUUCGAGAACUGCUGUGGCCUGCGGGAAGGAGCCAUCCUUACCCUACUGAGUGACAUCGCGUCGGCACUUAGAUACCUUCACGAAAACAGGAUCAUCCAUCGGGAUCUGAAGCCAGAAAACAUCGUCCUGCAGCAAGGAGAGAAAAGAUUAAUACACAAAAUUAUUGAUCUAGGAUAUGCCAAGGAGCUGGAUCAGGGCAGCCUGUGCACUUCAUUUGUGGGGACUCUGCAGUACCUGGCUCCGGAGCUCCUGGAGCAGCAGAAGUACACCGUGACCGUCGACUACUGGAGCUUUGGCACCCUGGCCUUCGAGUGCAUCACCGGCUUCCGGCCCUUUCUCCCUAACUGGCAGCCCGUGCAGUGGCACUCCAAAGUCCGGCAGAAGAGCGAAGUGGACAUCGUUGUGAGUGAAGACUUGAACGGAGCAGUGAAGUUCUCAAGUUCGUUACCCUUCCCCAAUAAUCUUAACAGUGUCCUGGCUGAGCGCCUGGAGAAGUGGCUGCAGCUGAUGCUGACGUGGCACCCUCGGCAGAGGGGCACGGACCCCCAGUACGGCCCCCACGGCUGCUUCCGAGCCCUGGACGACAUCCUGAACUUGAAGCUGGUUCAUAUCUUGAACAUGGUCACCGGCACCAUUCACACAUACCCCGUGACGGAGGAUGAAAGUCUGCAGAGCUUAAAAACCAGAAUCCGGGAAGACACAGGAAUCCUGGAGACAGACCAGGAGCUGCUGCAGGAGGCAGGGCUGGUGCUGCUCCCUGACAAGCCUGCCACUCAGUGCAUCUCAGACAGCAAGACAAAUGAGGGCCUCACGUUGGACGUGGAUCUCGUUUUUCUCUUUGACAACAGUAAAGUCAACUAUGAGACUCAGAUCACCCCUCGACCCCAGCCGGAAAGUGUCAGCUGUAUCCUUCAGGAGCCCAAGCGGAACCUCUCCUUCUUCCAGCUGAGGAAAGUGUGGGGCCAAGUCUGGCACAGCAUCCAAACGCUGAAGGAAGACUGUAACCGACUGCAGCAGGGACAGCGGGCCGCCAUGAUGAAUCUUCUUCGGAACAACAGCUGCCUCUCCAAGAUGAAGAACGCCAUGGCUUCCAUGGCCCAGCAGCUCAAGGCCAAGCUGGAUUUCUUUAAAGCCAGCGUCCAGAUUGACCUGGAGAAGUACAAAGAGCAGACUGAAUUUGGAAUCACAUCAGAUAAACUGCUGCUGGCCUGGCGGGAAAUGGAGCAGGCUGUGGAGCAGUGUGGGCGGGAGAACGACGUGAAGCAUCUGGUAGAGCGGAUGAUGGCACUACAGACUGACAUCGUGGACCUGCAGAGGAGUCCCAUGGGUCGAAAGCAGGGGGGCACCCUGGAUGACCUAGAGGAGCAAGCACGGGAGCUCUAUAGAAGACUCAGGGAGAAGCCAAGAGACCAAAGGACAGAAGGGGACAGCCAGGAAAUGGUACGGCUGCUGCUUCAGGCAAUCCAAAGCUUCGAGAAGAAAGUGCGGGUGAUUUAUACCCAGCUCAGUAAGACCGUGGUUUGUAAGCAGAAGGCACUGGAGUUGCUGCCCAAGGUAGAAGAGGUGGUGAGACUUAUGAACGAGGAUGAGAAGACCGUGGUCCGGCUUCAGGAGAAGCGGCAGAAGGAGCUCUGGAACCUCCUGAAGAUCGCCUGUAGCAAAGUCCGAGGUCCAGUGAGUGGGAGCCCAGAUAGCAUGAACGUGUCUCGACUUAGUCACCCUGGUCAGCUAAUGUCCCAGCCUUCCAGCACCUGUGACAGCUUACCUGAAGCCGACAAGAAGAGCGAAGAACUGGUGGCCGAAGCACACGCCCUCUGCGCCCGACUAGAAAGCGCGUUGCAAGACACCGUGAAGGAACAGGACCAGAGCUUCACGACUCUAGACUGGAGCUGGUUACAGACGGAGGAUGAAGAAAGGUGUAGCCCGGAGCAGGCCUGUGACUGAGGUGCCCAUGAGCUGGUCCGUGGUUCUGCAUGUGAUGAUGUUCUGGUCUCUCCAGGUGGAACUCUCCCUCUGCCAGCCGCUGCAAUGCUUGCCUGCAGCAGCCUAGGCUGGCCCUGUGUACACACUGGACGCCCUCCACCACAGAAGCACAACAGUGCAGGUCACAAGCACUUGCAGCAAGCGCUUCAUAGCUGCUGUACAGAGAAAGCCACACAGAGAAAUGACAAAUGUCUACCUUGAGUGCCUCCAGACAGCAGACAGCCCGUCCCCUCUGGACUGCUGGGGGAGGGAGCCCUGCCCUGCCCGUCCCUCGGCACCGUGCAGCUGGAACAUCACCAGGACCCAGCUUCCUUAGACAUUUAGUCACAGGUUUGGCAGUCCUGUGUCUGUCUUCCUCUUCACUUCUUCCUGGGUAAAUGUUUCUACCUUCUGUGCUGGUUGUUGCAGCAAAUGACCUUUGACUAUGUUGUAGUGAUGUUGAUGCCAAGCUCCCUACUGCCUCUGCUCCAGCCAGGCAGAACAGAAAUGCAUCUACACGUCUUGAGUCCCAAAGAUUACCUGGAAUCAAUUGUCAUGGAUGAAAAAGAAAGAGGAAGGUCUUACGCCAACUACUGCCCUACUGAACACUCUGUGACUCCUGGGUACCUGUCAGGUGUGUGCGGAUAUUGCUGCCUCUUAAAUUAACUAGCAGCCUUAUUAAAUUGAUUCAUUUUAUAAAUAGUUUCUAUUUUUGGUUAACAUUACUCAGAUAUGUAUCCUGGGCUCAAGGGUCUAUUUCCACAGUUACCAUACUUCUGAGCUCAAAUUUCAACGUCAUGGGAAACUUUGUAAAAUUUGAAUAGUAUGUCUAGAUCGUGAGCCAUUUUAACAUCACACAAAACUUGUGUGUUUGCCUGCAUGUGUGUGUAUAAAAGCAAAACAGGCUCAGGUUAUCAUAAACAGGUAUAUUUGAUUAGAGAAUAAAUAAAAUUGGAACAGAGAAAUGUCAGAGCGGCCACCGCAGAGACAGUAUGAAGCAUCAAUGGUCAAAGGAGUCCAGAGGUGCUGUGUGCUCUGUUUCUUAGAGGUUGACUGUGCACUGGUAAGCUGUCUUUAAACUCUGACAAUAAAGGUGCUGGCUCAAGCUCAGCGUGAAUUCA